Molecule: messenger RNA, 3195 nt
Organism: Harmonia axyridis
Lineage: Eukaryota; Metazoa; Arthropoda; Insecta; Coleoptera; Coccinellidae
Exons: 5
Coding region: 128-1144 (338 amino acids)
Source: RefSeq, a predicted model, not a curated record
GCAACGCAUGCGUUGCAUCCCUCAGGAUCAAUAGGAUAUUAUCCGAAUUUCAUCCCCGUGUCAACAGGGUGUCGUCUAAGUACAGAUAUAAUUAUAGUUUUGUGUUUUUUCUAGUCGCAAAGAAACUAUGAGCUGCAUAGGGGAGUGUUUGGACUUAGGACCUCCACCAGACUCUAUCCUUUUUCUUCCACCACCACCAGCACCCUCGAUUCUGCAACAUUCCCUGCCAGAUCUUCUUCUUAACACAACACCCUGCUCUGCAGGACAAUUAUGCGAUGCCUGGGUACCCCUGAACAAGUUUCCGGACAGUGAAGAUUAUGUUGAACUAUCAAGAAAAGAGGCUGAAACAUGGUCUACACUCGAUGAUACAUGGCUGUUGGUUCUAAUUGUAUCAUCAAUAGGUGUGCUGCUUCUUGGAGCUCUUUUAGCAAUGUUCCUCCUCAAAUGUAGAGAGAUGAAUAUGUUCGGCAGUAAUGAUUGUUCUCUUCACAGCAGAGAGCCUAGACCUAUGAAAAUAUUAGAACAACGUGAAUGUACCUCGUCGAAUGGUAUCAAUGGUAGCAAAAUGAUACAUCCAAAUGACCCAACUAUGUACAAUGGAAAUGUUGGUCUACAAGAUAAUCGUAUGGUAUGGGCUGCUCUUACUCCUGGUGGAGGAACUCAACAUUUCAUUUCGGAGAACUAUCCCAAAGAAUUCGUAGACUACAGGGAAGCGGACGAUCACUACGAGACCAUAGAUAAUAUUACCAUCAAGCCAGCUGUUGCUCCAAAUGUCUACCAUUCGUAUCACAAAGGGAUGCCUUAUCACACCAACGAGAGGUCCAGUUUCGACAAUUCCAACUACGAGUACGAGGAGCCAAUGCCACUCAUCAAAAGCUACCAGUACAACAGCUUCGACGACUAUCAGUAUACUCUCCCUGGAGGCAAUACGGACAUGAGGUGCAUCAGCAUGGCCUACGCUUCUAACAGCAUGCGCAGACACAUGCCAGUAUCCAGACCAAGGGUGUCAUCACCAACGCGCAUCGAACAUCCGAAUCUGCCACCAUUGAAUCUGUAUCCCCUGAAGAGCAGCACGUUGAAGCGGAACAGCAAUCUGAGCUACAGAAAUGUGGAUACAGGGACAUUGCCCAAGUAUACUUGUUAGUCGCUUAGACCUACAGGUUUUGAUUCUUCAGACACAAGACGCGACCCUUACAUCACCUUCAGUUCAUUUGUAACAAAUAGGGUCCAAGCACUUCCAUAGCUGCAAUAUUAUAUUCUUUUGAAGGAUAUCUUUAAGAAAGAUAAAUACUCAGUUUCAUCCCGAUUCUGUAAAUCUUCGUCGAAAAGCUCGUUACACACAAUUAUUACAAUUAGUUGUGAUAAAAAAAUUAGUUGUGGAAAAAAUAUUCCCAAAGUAUAAAAUAUAUUUUCAAAACAUAGUAGGUAUCAAAACUAUGUUUUUUAAACAUCAUAGGUAUCAUUUUAGAAUUGUUUUAGGGGGAAUAUAGGGCCAGGGAACCUAAUGGUGUAUUCUUACAUGUUGCUUGAUCUAACUCAGAAUGAGAAUGAGUGAGUACUUCCUGAGGUUUUGUCAUGCCGAACUAAGAAAAUUCAGAUCUGAAUGGGCCCCGAUUGACUCUUUGAGAUAACCGAAACAUUGUUUUUUACAUUUCUCGGCAUGUCCCUGAGAAGCAUAAACCUUGAAGCACUUUAUAUUCCAAUGUCGGAGUUUUAUACCCAGAAAAAUCUGUAACUGAAAUUUUGAAGUGAUUCAUCUUUCUAUUUCUGGUUUCUGAAUGCCUUCAUGAUCUAAUAUCACAUGGGGAGAAGUGAUUGUUGGUGCAAUAAAUGCACACGUUUUUACGACUGUGGUGACCCUGAUCUUAUAUUAAGGAGGGCAAGCUAAAGUAACUCUUCUAACACUUUAAACUUGAGCUAUUCUGGAAUGAUGAGACAACUUGGUCUGCAUCACAUCUGCAAGUAAGGGUUGAAAACAAUUCUGUUCAAUGGAAUUUAAAUUAUCAGAAUGAGUUUUUCUUUGGAAUAUAUUUCGCGUCGUGAUUUCUGGGUUACACAUCUACGAGGAAAUUACGAAGAUCUCUCCCUUGGAAUUGGGAAAAAAAAUUGGAUAAGAUCUAAUGCAUCGGAGUGGAAAGAAUGAAAAUACGAAGCAGGAAACGCCAUCUAGCAAGUGGUAACGCAACGUUUAGGGUAGAGACUCGAAUAGGCCGAUGCCAGCCCUAUCAACCACCUUUACAAGAUUAUCUAUGGGUAUCAUUCGGUAAUGAUGUAAUCAAGCUUUCAUGAUUACCUUGACCUGCAAAUCAAACAUAUGAUAGGUUAACGACUGGAUGCUUUAUCUGUACCACCAAAUGACCUAGUUAACCUUAGUAGACGAAUUCAAGGUUAUUUAUGUUUAUUCAAUAUAUUUCUAUCCUGAUUCGGCUAGGCCUAACUAACUAUAUGCCAGGUUUUGCUGAAAUUUGAUUUAAUUAUAUAGAGCAUCCAUGAAAUGAAUAUUCCAGAAAUGCAUCAGUACAGAGAUCUACUGGUUCCUACUACGAUAUUUCUUCCUCUGAUCAUACCUAUGAAAAUGAAACUAAAACUUGAGAAUAGGGAAUUAAAAGAUGGAAUAAAAUAUACCACAUUCAGCGUAUUGUAGAUUCCGAAUCCUUGCGUCCUAAUACAUUUUUUUUUUAAUCAUAAGACGAUAAUCUCUCAGUUUUCACCCCACUAAACGCACAAAAUUUAUUUUAAUGAAUCAUUGAAUUAUAAUGAUUGAUCUAUUUGAAUUCGAAAUGGAACAAAAAACAAUCCCAGAAUCAUUCAAACUGCUGCAUUAUUUAAUCACAGCACUUCGAUGUCGUAUAAUCUAUUGUAUAUUUAUCCCUAUUUAUUUAACUUAUUCGUCAUUGUUAUCAUAAUUUAAUGAACUCUUGUUAUAGAAUAUCAUUAGGUAUUUGCUCAAUUAAACUCAUGAGUUUACUCUGAAUACUUUCAAGUUCAGCUCCAUUAUUUUGUGUUGGUUUUUAUUUUUGAAUAUCCAUAGAUUAUAAUAAUAAUCAUUCAUAUGUUAUUAUAUUGUUGAUAUUUUCAAUUCAGUUCCAGUGUGAACAAGAGACCAGAGAAAAAUCAUUCGAUGUUAUUGUUAUUGUACUACCUUUUUUGUUAUUUAUUUAUUAUCUACAUUUAACAAUAAAUCUGUUUUUCCUU